CUCCCUUCCUUUCUCCUCCCACCGCCUGCCUACGGGGGCUGGAGGCGGAGGCAGCGAGCCCCAUUAUAACCAGAGCGAGAGAGCGCGCAGAGCUCCAGAGGCAGGGGGAUAACGCUGAGCUCCAUCCUCCAUCGCGUGGCCCCAGCAGCCUGCCCAGGCCCCUGCCCAGACCCUUCCACCCCAGCCAUGGCUCUGCUACCUCUCUCCUGGCUGCUCCGCGUGGCUGCCCUCUGCCAUCUGAUCAUCCUGCUGGCUGGACAGCACCAUAGUGUGAAGAAAUGCCAAAAUGAGUGCAACCAGUUGACCAAGAAACCAAUACCCGUGGCUUUGCUCAUCGGCUAUGAAAACACCCAGAAGUCGUGCAGCAGACAAGCCAUCAUCUUCAAGACCAAAAAGAACAAAUCCUUCUGUGCUGAUCCAAAUGAGAAAUGGGUCCAAGAAACUAAGGCACAUCUAGACAGCAUGACUGCUGCUCCAACUCAAAGUGGCAGCAAAUUUGAGAAGCAAAUUGCUGGUUCUAUGCCUAGAACCACUCCAGCCACCAGGAGAAUGAAUGAGUCUGCAGUCCUGGAGCCUGAAGCCACAGGGGGAAGCCACAGUCGGGAUACGACUCCUUCCCAGGAGGCACCAGGGACCUUAGGAACUUCUGCAGAACUGUCAAUGGGAGUGGCUGGUUCCUCAGGCACCAGGUUCCCUCCCACUUCAAAAGCUCAGGAUGGGAGACCUUCAGCCAGUCCUACGGGCACCGAGCCUUCCUCCAUGGCUGCCGUCUCCACUGCCACAACUUGGCAGAGUUCUGCUGCCUACCCACCUGGGUCUGGCCUCUGGACUGAGAGAAAGAUCUCUGAGGGCCCCUCCACCCAGGCCCCCCCAACCCAGGCACCCUCCACUCAGGCCCCCUCCACCCAGGCCCCCUCCACCCAGGCCUCUCCAACCCAGGCCCCCUCCACCCACGCCCCCACCAUUUCCCACCUAGACCAGGAGGAGAACACUGGAUCUGAAGACCAACCUGUGUCCACGGAGGGACAGAGCCCCAUUCCAGCUUCCACUUUCCAAGACUGGGGGCCUGGCACCACGGCCCAUGAUCCUGUGGUCCCUGUCUCUUCUGAAGGGAUCACCAACAGGGAGCCAGUGGCCUCAGGCAGCUGGGCCCCCAAGGCAGAGGAAAGCACACAUACCACUGGGGACCCCCAGAGUCUGCGUGUUCUCAUCAGUCCUGCCCCUGACCCUCAGGCAGCCACCCGGAGGCAGGCGGUAGGGCUGCUGGCCUUCCUGGGCCUGCUCUUCUGCCUGGGGGUGGUCAUGUUUGCCUACCAGAGCCUCCAGGGCUGUCCUCGCAGGGUGGCCGGAGAGAUGGUAGAAGGCCUUCGCUAUGUUCCCCGGAGCUGUGGCAGCAACUCCUAUGUCCUGGUGCCAGUGUGAGCUGCCCCCCUGCCUGCAUCCAGCCGUUUGACUCAGACAGCUGCCUGGGGUCCCCUGUUCUCAUACCUCCCUCACCCGAGGGCCUGACCGGAGUGGGGAGGUGUGGUUCUCCAGGUGUGAACUGCUCCCAACUCCCAGGCACACCCCAGGAGACCAGCUUUGACCAUUCUCAGACCAUGGAGACAGAGAGAGUAGCCUCCCAACUCAACCCAAAUCCCAAAACACUCCUCUGCUGCUAGCUGGUCAGAGGUUCCCUUUGACACCAUCCCCGUCCCAGUGGACGAUUAUUUAUUGAAUGCCCACCCCCCUGACCCACAUCUCCCUGUGGUACCAGGUCAUCCCAUCUCACAAAGCCCACUCCCCCUGACCUCAUCAUGUCUCUUGGUCCUGCUGCAGUCGCCAGUCACCCCGGCCACCUGCGGUGCUAUCUCCCCCAUCCUGUGUACACAGCCCAUGACCCAACUGGUGACAUGUCUUUUUUCUUGCAUGAAGCUAGUGUGGUGCUCCCUGGAACUACUCCAAGGGACAGCCUUGCCCUUUGUUAGGCAUUAUGGGAAGGGGGGGGAUAAAGCUAUUUGGUGGCUUUGAUCACUUCUGGGUCUAUGAUGUGCAGUGAAGGAACGUUGCCUCUGAGCCUGAAGGCAGGGUUCUAUCCCCAGAUCCCCCAUCGACCCAUCAAGGUAAUCCCAUCUGUGAAAGAAAAGAGGGAUGGCAGCUACGUGGCAAUGUCGGUGUCCCUGACAUCAUGCACGAAUUGAUCCCAAGACUUUUCUCCAGAGCUGGAUGCAACCCCACCAUCUUUAUCAGCAGAGCACCUUAGACGGUCACUGCCAAUGGCUCAGACUGCUCUUUGGAACUCGUGAUCCAGAGGCCUGCAAAGGAUUGGGUUGAUAGUGCAGGUCUUGCUGUGUGUGUUGCGGAACGGGAGUGGGUAGGGCAGAGUCCAGCUCUGAAGGUCCUUCCUAGUCUUGGACACUGAGACAGCCUGAGCUCUGCCCUGCCAGGAGGACCAGAGGGACAGGUGAGGGAGGAGAGAAGGCUAUGGGGACAUGCAAAAAGAGCCAGGAAAGAGCUUUAGGAGCAGCUGCUCACCUGAUGCUCCUUUAGGGCCUUAUGUAGGCAGCUGGGCCUCAUGUCCCCUUGGAUCCCAUAGCCCCACAUCCUUUCCUGCACCCUGGGUUCCCCUUCCAUCUUUCUCCUUCCCUGAAAACACUGUUCUCUGCCCUCCAAGACCUUCCUUCAUCUCUGUCCCCACUACAGUCAGGGCCAGAGAUUUCCAUGAUUUUUUCCAUGAGUCCCAUGUUUAUUUCUGGAAGGGACUCAUGGAGAGGCGGAGGGGCUGCAGGAGAGGGAAGCUGUGGGCAAAAAGUUAUGAGUUCCCUUUUUGGUUGUGCAGACUCCGGCAUGUCCAGAUAGGGCUGGAGCUGUCUGGGCUGGCUUGUCUGCAUGGCUCGAGCUGGGCCUGCAGACUUCGGGGUUCCCUGAUAUCAGCUCACCUUUCCCUCUAAUUUUUCCCAAGGGUGACCCCUCCACCGAAGGAGUUUCCUAGCCUAUGCUCCACCUAGGUGCCAGUGACACACUCCUUCACAAGAUGGGUGCUCUGAGGAAGAAGACACAGCUCUGGGCCACAGAGAAAGGGAAGCUGGGAGGCCAUGCCACCAUGCCACCCACCCACUGGGUGUUGCACCAUGAGUUUGGGAAGCUCAGGGCCUGGCCCAAGUGGAUCUGAAUGCACUUUGUUCUGGCUCCCCUAAGCUGGGGGAGCCUUCAAGGGUUGGGAAACCCAUGACGGGGCCCCCUUCCUUUAUGAGGAAGCUGCUGGGGGCAGCAUGUCCCCCUUCCAUGGACUUUGUAAGUUCCUGAAGCAGGACAUGGGCAGGGACAAUCUGGGGAAAGCUUUGGAAAGAGUAGGUCAAUCCUUUUACUUUUCCAACCCUCAUCAUGUCUGUGCCAUUUUGUAUUUUACUAAUAAAAUUUAAAAGUCUUGUGAAUC
This is a messenger RNA of Nycticebus coucang (slow loris), 3415 nucleotides long. RefSeq names its product C-X3-C motif chemokine ligand 1 (gene CX3CL1). Bases 187 to 1422 code for a protein of 411 amino acids. Gene Ontology annotation, molecular function: chemokine activity; CCR chemokine receptor binding. The transcript has 3 exons. Gene Ontology annotation, cellular component: extracellular region. The record is from RefSeq and is a predicted model, not a curated record. Gene Ontology annotation, biological process: cellular response to interleukin-1; monocyte chemotaxis; neutrophil chemotaxis. NCBI's taxonomy places the organism in Eukaryota, Metazoa, Chordata, Mammalia, Primates, Lorisidae.